Messenger RNA from Kalmanozyma brasiliensis GHG001, 1140 nucleotides. Its product is annotated as Tryptophan synthase beta subunit-like PLP-dependent enzymes superfamily. The coding region runs from base 1 to 1140 and encodes 379 amino acids. Gene Ontology annotation, molecular function: cysteine synthase activity. The record is from RefSeq and is a predicted model, not a curated record. The transcript has a single exon. Lineage: Eukaryota; Fungi; Basidiomycota; Ustilaginomycetes; Ustilaginales. Gene Ontology annotation, cellular component: cytoplasm.
AUGGCCUCCUCACUCUCGCGCACCCUCGUCGGCAUCGCACGCACCUCCACUCGCGCCAUCCACACCACCGCCUCGGCCUCAUCCUCCACCCUCUCGCCCGUUGCAGCCGCCCACAUGCGUCCCGUCAACGGCUUUGUCGGCGCCAUCGGCAACACGCCGCUCAUCCGUCUCAACCGCCUCUCGUCCGAGACCGGCUGUGAGAUCCUCGGCAAGGCCGAAUUCAUGGAGCCCGGUGGAUCGGUCAAGGACCGCGCGGCGCUGUUCGUGGUGCAAGACGCCGAGGAGCGCGGCCUGAUCCAGCCUGGAGGCACUGUCGUCGAGGGCACAGCAGGCAACACGGGCAUCGGUCUCGCCCACGUCUGUCGCAGCAAGGGAUACAAGUGCGUCAUCUACAUGCCCAACACGCAGUCCCAGGAGAAGAUCGACCUGCUGAGGAUGCUGGGUGCGGAGGUGUACCCGGUCCCCGCAGUCGCGUUCGAUAACCCGGAGAACUACAACCACCAGGCGAAACGGCAUGCGGAUCGCCUCGACAAUGCGGUGUGGACGAACCAGUUUGACAACACGGCCAACCGACGGGCGCACAUCGAGACGACCGGCCCCGAGAUCUGGGACCAGACGGACGGCAAGCUCGACGGGUUCAUCUGCGCUACUGGUACCGGAGGCACCCUUGCGGGCAUCACGAGCUUCCUGAAGCAGAAAAGUGGGGGCAAGGUGCAGUGCUGGCUGGCCGACCCUCCUGGAUCCGUGCUCCACUCGUACAUUCAGACCAAGGGCAAGCUCAUGGACCGCGAAGGAGGAUCCAUCACCGAGGGCAUUGGUCAAGGUCGAGUGACGGAGAACCUCAAACCCGACAUUGAGAAGCUCGACAACUCGGUCCACGUUCCCGACGAGGAGAGCAUCGCCAUGGUGUACGACCUGCUCCACGAGGAGGGCAUCUACGUCGGCGCUUCGUCCGCACUCAACGUUGUCGCAGCGAAGAAAAUGGCCCAGCAGCUGGGUCCCGGCAAGACGAUCGUCACCAUCCUCUGUGAUGGCGCAUACAGGUACCAAGCUCGCCUCUUCUCGAGGAAGUGGUUGGAGAGCAAGAAGCUCGACACGGCCAUUCCGGAGCAUCUGCAGAAGUACAUCGUCCUGCCCUAA